Messenger RNA from Zasmidium cellare ATCC 36951, 273 nucleotides. RefSeq lists its product as uncharacterized. NCBI's taxonomy places the organism in Eukaryota, Fungi, Ascomycota, Dothideomycetes, Mycosphaerellales, Mycosphaerellaceae. The transcript is spliced from 3 exons. The coding region runs from base 1 to 273 and encodes 90 amino acids. Gene Ontology annotation, biological process: proton motive force-driven ATP synthesis. The record is from RefSeq and is a predicted model, not a curated record. Gene Ontology annotation, molecular function: proton transmembrane transporter activity.
AUGGCCUCCACGGGGGUGAAUGUCCUCCGGUGGGGAGCUCUCGUCUUCGGCGUUUUCUACGGUUUCUCACACCAGCAAGCCAUCAGCUCGAGAGACAGGGUUGCCGAACUCAAGGCCGAAUACGAGCGGAAACAGAAGCUCAUUGAUGAGGCCAAGGCGAAGUUUGCAGAGAAGACUCAACCGAAGAGAGGCGAUGGCAUAAUAACGAACCCUGACGACCCCAAGUUCGACCUCGAAAAGUACCUUACCAAGGUUGCCCAGGAGAACCCAUAG